AGCGUGCACUGUCUUUUUAAUUAAAAUCAUUACGACACGAAAGUAAACACAACGCGCGUUGCAAAUUAUUAAUAGAGAUGUUAAGUGCGCAGACACCAAAGCUUUGCAAGGCAGCAAAUUGAAGAUAUAAGUUAUUUUGUUUGAUCGCUUUUAUUCAGGAAUUAAGACAAGUAUGAAAAACCCGAACGUUAAAGGCUUAAUCGCAGCACCGUUUACCCCAAUGAAAGAAAAUGGUGAUCUGAAUCUUUCUGUUUUGAACGACUACGUGGAUCUGUUGGUUAAACAAGGUGUAUACAAUGUGUACGUAAACGGUACAACCGGUGAAGGCUUGAGCAUAAAUAAAGAAGAAAGAAAACUUGCUGCAGAAAAAUGGAUUCAGGCUGGAAAGGGAAAAUUAAGAUGCAUUAUUGUACAAGUUGGGACUUGUAAUCUCUCUGAUACAAAAGAUUUGGCAAAACAUGCUGCAUCAGCCGGAGCUGACGUCAUAGCAACCUUGCCACCCUUUUUCUUUGUACCAAAAACCUUGGAUGUGUUGGUGGAUUAUCUUGCAGAGGUGGCAAACCAAAUUGCGGACGUGCCGCUGAUGUAUUAUCAUAUACCUGAAAUGACUGGUGUUAACUUGGAUAUGGAAAAGCUGAUUCAAAUGGCUGAAAAAAGGAUUCCAAAUUUCGGAGGAAUAAAAUUUAGUUCUGGUGACUUCCAGUUUGGAAGAUGUUGCGCAAAAUAUGGAGAUCAACUUGCACUAUGCUAUGGAAAGGAUGAGCAAGUUGCGGCAGCUUACAUGCUUGGUUGUAAAGCAGCGGUCGGCAGUACAUACAAUUACUGUGGAAUACUGAACAACAAAAUAUAUAAUGCUUGCAUGAAUGGUGAUUACAAUGCUGCUGGAAAACUGCAGAACAAAGUCGCGCAGUUUAUUGGUGUUCUGAUUGAUCAUGGUUUAGAUGUCGCAGUUAACAAAGCUCUUAUGACAAAAGUGACUGGCCUUGAAAUGGGACCCGCUCGAUUACCACUCGGUGCGGUUUCCAAAAAGUCCAUGGAAAUAAUAAUUGAAGAUUUGAAGAAAAUCGACUUUUUCGAAUGGGGGCAGUAAUAUUCCACAUUGCGCAAUGUUGUUAAAUAUUAAAUAUAAACACCGAUGUUUAAACUGUUUUUCCCGAACUGUUGGUAUUUUAACUUUUAUGUUACAAAUUGCCACUAUUAUACCAUACCUAAACCAAUUUAGUUUGUUUAUUUUCCCAUGAAGAGCAACACAAACUGUUUUGGAACUCUUGUUGAUACAAAGCCCUUACUAAUUAAACCAUUUUUUUUCUAAUUAUUCUAAUUACCUGACAAUUUGAACAAGUAUUCAAGUAUUGGAUUUAUUCAUUCUUUAUGUAUUCGGAAUUUUCACACAACAUUUAUAAUCGUCUUAAAAUUUAAAGAAAGAAACUAAAUACAAGGACGGUUAAACAAACUUCACUGCUACUUUUUCACCAACACAAAAUUCCAACAUAUGAUACAAACAAAUUAAAUAUGUUACGGCAUGUAGGUGAUUUGUACACAAAUCGGAAAUUUUAACUCCAUUUACUUAACACCAGAUCAUAAUUACUUUACAACCAGAUUACAUUGCCUCUUAUCAAAAUUAUGAUAUAUUUAAAGCCAU
Messenger RNA from Ciona intestinalis (vase tunicate), 1642 nucleotides. Lineage: Eukaryota; Metazoa; Chordata; Ascidiacea; Phlebobranchia; Cionidae. The record is from RefSeq and is a predicted model, not a curated record.